AUGUCUUCUUGUCUUGUUUUCACACUUAUCUUAAACUCUCUAAUUGCAGCAGCAACAGCAGCCACAUACAAUGUGGUUACCUUCGGAGCCAAGGCUAACGGUAAGACCGAUUCGACCAAAGCAUUUCUGAGUACAUGGGCUUCGGCUUGUGCCUCAUCUGGAAAAGCUACAAUCUAUGUGCCAUCUGGAAGAUACUUGAUCGGAUCAACCGCCGUAUUUAGUGGCCUAAACUGCAAAUUCAGUGCGAUCACAAUUCGCAUCGAUGGAACCCUCGUGGCCCCAUCAGAUUAUCGGAUUCUGGGAAGUUCGGUAAAUUGGAUCAUGUUUCAAAGGGUCAAUGGAAUCUCUAUCAAUGGUGGCAUACUUGAUGGCCAAGGCACCAGCUUAUGGGCUUGCAAAGCUUCCAAGAAGGGCUGCCCUAAGGGAUUUACGUCUUUAAAGAUCAGCAAUUCGAACAAUGUCAUUGUAAGUGGAUUAAGAUCGUUAAACAGCCAAAUGUUUCACAUCGCGAUAAAUGGAUGCAACAAUGUCAAAUUGCAAAAUUUGAAGAUAUCGGCUCCUAGUGCAAGUCCAAAUACCGAUGGCAUCCACAUAUCGCAAUCCUCUGUUGUCACAAUCACCAAUUCUGUUAUUGGAACCGGUGAUGACUGCAUCUCUAUUGGCCCCGGCUCCACCAAUUUAUGGAUCCAAAACAUUGUUUGCGGGCCUGGACAUGGUAUCAGUAUUGGAAGCCUAGGGCAAACCUUACAAGAGGCUGGAGUACAAAACGUGACGGUAACAAGUACGACAUUUACAGGAACAGAAAACGGGGUGCGAAUAAAGACUUUCGCUAAGCCAAGUAAUGGAUUUGUUAAGAAUGUUCUCUUCCAACAUGUUACUAUGGUCAAUGUCAAAAACCCUAUAAUCAUUGAUCAACAUUAUUGCCCGGGCGGAAACGGUUGUUCAAAUCAGGAGUCAGGAGUGAAAAUCAACGGAAUAACUUACCUAGACAUUCAUGGAACAUCAACCAAACAAGUGGGAGUGAAAUUCGACUGCAGUAAGACAAAUCCAUGUAGUGGAUUAAGGUUGAAUAACAUCAAUUUAUUGGUCGGAAAUAGUAAAGUGGUACCACAAGUAUCAUGCUCCAAUGCUAAAAUCACUACUUCCGGUGUAACAGUCCCUGUCAGCUGCUCGUAG
Impatiens glandulifera is the source of this 1176-nucleotide messenger RNA. Its product is annotated as polygalacturonase-like. Bases 1 to 1176 code for a protein of 391 amino acids. The transcript is spliced from 4 exons. Gene Ontology annotation, molecular function: polygalacturonase activity. Lineage: Eukaryota; Viridiplantae; Streptophyta; Magnoliopsida; Ericales; Balsaminaceae. The record is from RefSeq and is a predicted model, not a curated record. Gene Ontology annotation, biological process: carbohydrate metabolic process.